AUGUGUUUCGGAUUCUGGCCAUUGAAGAAAUCCGUGAAGGGAUCGGCAUCCCCACAGAUCUCGCCAAAAAGGAAACCCUCAUUCCAUGAUCCAAAUGAAGGCCUGAGUGAGCUCGCGGUUCCACCGCCGAUCCAGAAUCGAAGUGACUCGGGGAUAUAUCGCCGUUAUACGCUGGAAGAGAGUCUCAGUCGAGUAUCAAGAGGCGAAGACCCCACACCUGAGGAAGAGGAGGAGCAGGAUAUUUUAGUGCGCCAUCACACUUUGGAGGAAAAUAUCGAUUUGGCACGGAGACUUUCUCGAGAGUUGAAACGACAAGCUGACGAUCUAAGACGGCACUCGUCUGAAUUGUCCCGAAAGAGUUGA
Rhinocladiella mackenziei CBS 650.93 is the source of this 363-nucleotide messenger RNA. RefSeq lists its product as uncharacterized. The transcript has a single exon. Lineage: Eukaryota; Fungi; Ascomycota; Eurotiomycetes; Chaetothyriales; Herpotrichiellaceae. Bases 1 to 363 code for a protein of 120 amino acids. The record is from RefSeq and is a predicted model, not a curated record.